AUGCCUACACCCUGUGUUGUAGAAACGCCGGAGUCUGUAGCAGCUCCUGCUGUGCGUAUCAAGUCUACACAGCAUAAACAUAAACAGCAGUCUGAUAAUGCAGCAUUGAAUCUGCUUACCUUUGUAGCUAUCGAGCAAGUGAUUAUUUGCACCUCCUGGAAAGUCGCAGUCCCCUUCCAGAACCUAGAUACUCAUCUACGCGUCGCCCACAAGCUUCACUUUCGCCCAAGACGGACGAUAGUGGCACAGUUUGAUGGAUUGCCAGCUGCGCAAACCAUCACGGACCUCAAGCCCCGCCGGGAUGGGUCUGCGCUACUCUCUUAUCUUGCCGCGCCUACUUCCGGUUACUCCUGCCUACACUGUCCCGUGUUCAAGGGUAUAAGUUGGGACCAUAUGCGACAACACGCAAAGAAAAGGCAUCUCAUCAGCGCUCCAGAGUGCCUGCGACAGAAAUUCAGGCUUGCUUGUGCGCUGCAGAGCUGGACAAAGUACAGCCCGAAGUACUGGACGGUGACCGAACUUGAUCAGCCACCUUCAAUGCGCUCGGACAUCUAUCACGGCCCGCACGUAUCUCAAGAUCGCCUGAGCAGCGAAGAAGAAGCCUUGAUACUUAUGGAGACGGAAGAAGAACAACGCCUGCUAAGCGAGCAAAGUCAUUCGGUAGCCUUGGACGACGAGGUGGACCACGACGAGAACACUGAGUGGCUCAAAGGUUGCGAGUGGCCUACAUGA
Messenger RNA from Alternaria atra, 732 nucleotides. RefSeq lists its product as uncharacterized. The record is from RefSeq and is a predicted model, not a curated record. Lineage: Eukaryota; Fungi; Ascomycota; Dothideomycetes; Pleosporales; Pleosporaceae. The coding region runs from base 1 to 732 and encodes 243 amino acids. The transcript has a single exon.